AUGACUAGGAGGUCCAACAAGGACAACCUAGUUGAACAUCCAGAGAUAGACAAGCUUGAGAAGCAACUUAGGAAGCAAAAGCCCAAGAGAUGGCCGACGAAGCAGCUCGCGCUCACGCCGCUGAAGUGGCGCGCGCUCAAGAAGAAGGAAGAGAUCCACCUCCUCCUCCUCCUAAUCCCUGCUGGAGAUGUGAACGCACAACCCCAAGCUGGAGCACCUACAAUCGGAGACUAUGACUCUGCCGAUGCUUUCUUCAUGGAUAGAAACCCUAUCCAUCCACCACCACCUGCAAGGAAUGACUAUGAGAUCAAGCCUCAGAUCAUUGCAUUGGUUAGACAGAACCAAUUCAAUGGACUUCCAGCUGAGCAUCCUCUUGAUCACAUAGAAAACUUUGAAGAAAUUUGCAGCACUACAAGAUCCAAUGGAGUCUCUGCUGACUACCUUAAGUGCAAGCUCUUUUCAUUCUCUCUUGGCGACAAAGCUUCAAGAUGGUUGAAGUCUCUGCCAGCUCACUCCAUCACCACUUGGGAUGAGUACAAGGCUGCAUUCAUCAACCACUUCUACACCAAACAGAGAUCAAUUUCUGUGAGAAACAAGAUCUCCACUUUUCGCCAAGGCAACAAUGAAUCUUUCUAUGAGGCGCUAGAUCGAUUCAAGGAGUACAUUAGGGACUGCCCUAAUCAUGGUUUCAAUGAGGGAAACCUAUGGAACAUCUUCUAUCGUGGCAUAGACCACAAGUACAAGCUUUCAUUGGAUACAGCAAGCAAUGGAAACUUCAUGACCAAGACUGUUGAUGAAGCUAAGGUUCUUAUUGAGAAUCUUGCAGCUAGUGAUUGUAACAACUGUCCUGAUUAUGACCGCUCAAGCCGCACCACUACUAGCUCCCCUGAUUCUUUUCAAAUGACUGAACUCAAGAACAUGAUGGCUCAAGUUCUUAAGGGACAGCUCAAGCAUAUCAAUGCAAUAGAAGGGAUGAGUGAUGCUAAUGAAGAUUCAUCAAGAGAAUGCAUGGGAGAUUUCUCUAAUGAUGCCAAUGAAGAAGAUGUGAACUACAUUGGAAACUAUGGGAACAAGGGAUACAAUCCAAGCUAUCGCCCAAAUCCCAACAUGUCCUAUAGAAACCCCAAUGUGGAGAAUCCUCAAGACCAAGUGUAUCCUCCAAGGUAUCCACAACAACAAAGACCUCCUUACCAAUCUCAAGGAAGUCAAUUUCAGCCAAGGCAAGGAUAUGAGCAGAGAUCAUCAUAUCCGCCCAAGGAGCCAUAUGCUUCUUCACCAAAUCAAGCUCCUCCAAACCAACAAGGUGGGAGAUUUGAAGGAAUCCUCCAACAGAUCAUGGAUGGCCAGAAGAGAAACACUAAAGAGAUGUAUGAGAAGAUGGACACUUUGUUCAGCAAUCUCAACACCAAGUAUGAUGCUGUUGCCACUCAUGUGAAGAAACUAGAGACUCAAGUCACUCAAACUAUGGAAGCUGUUAAGAGACAGGAAGCUGAAUCCAAGAAGUCCUUUUGCAACUCAGCUGCCAUAGAAGAAAGAUUUGAAGACCAAGUUCCAGAAUGGAUGCUUUCAAAACCUACUGUUGAUUGCAUGAUUUGGCCUGAAGAGAAUUACCCAGAGAGAGAGUCCAAUCGAGCUAGAAAGAGAAGACUCUUCCCAAAGAUUAUCCCCAAGACAGAUAACUCAGGAAAGUUUGUGUGCCUUGUAUCAUCAAAGAUACUCAUUGCAAGGAGAAAAGACUUGGAGGAUCAAGGAUGCCUCUUGUCUCUAUCUUCUCCUGAUGCCAAGCCUUACAGUCAAGCUAAAGACUUAAAACAAGCGCUGCAUGGGAGGCAACCCAUGAGGAUAGAAGGAGAAAAAGGUGUGAAAACACAAUCCGCGCCAAAACAUUGGCCGCGGACGCGCAAAGGUGAUUUUUGGCCGAGCAAUUCUCAUUCUGGCCGACCGUUACGGUCGAGCCGGGAAGGAAUAGCUCGUGCUCGGCCGGAUUCACUCCAUUGCGCGACAGAAAACGUUCGAGCGCCACGCGCGAACCGGGAAAGAAACGAUCGCGAUCGGCCGAAUUUUCGUAUCGGAACGGACCGACCGUGCCGGUCGAUCCGGGAAACAUUCGCUCGGCCACGGCCGAAUUCUCUCGGCCAAAACCGAAUUUGGCCGACCAAAUCGCUCGACCGCGACAAAAUCCAUCGGCCAUCGGCCCAAAACUUUUCUAGGCCAAGGUAA
This is a messenger RNA of Microthlaspi erraticum, 2220 nucleotides long. NCBI's taxonomy places the organism in Eukaryota, Viridiplantae, Streptophyta, Magnoliopsida, Brassicales, Brassicaceae. The record is from the annotation of a GenBank genome assembly.